Molecule: messenger RNA, 8614 nt
Organism: Ailuropoda melanoleuca (giant panda)
Lineage: Eukaryota; Metazoa; Chordata; Mammalia; Carnivora; Ursidae
Gene: NR6A1
Product: nuclear receptor subfamily 6 group A member 1
Exons: 10
Coding region: 2023-3465 (480 amino acids)
Biological process (GO): regulation of DNA-templated transcription
Molecular function (GO): sequence-specific DNA binding; DNA-binding transcription factor activity; zinc ion binding
Source: RefSeq, a predicted model, not a curated record
AAAAAAAAAAAAAAAAAGGGAAGUUCUGGAAAGCCUUGUGGUCCUGACAUGUUUUAGAACCCAGAAAUGAGGGUGUGACCCAGAGAAUCCAUCUCCUCUGCCCCCCCCCCACCACACAUCACACCACACCCUCACUCCCUCCCCUCUCUGGGGCUGGAGAAUAGUAGUAGGGAAGCAAUUAGCUCAACAGAGCUGUAAGGAAACACAGAGGGGAUCUAGAUGUCCUCUGGUGGGAAGUAUUUAAAAACGUGUCCCUGAGGAUAUAUUUGAACAGGAUCUUGAAAGAUGAAUAGGAGUUUGGGCAUGCAUUGAAUGAAGCCAGCAGAGUUCCAUCUUGAAGGAACCAAGGUUCAGGUUCUGAUGUCUGACCCACUAGGUCUGGAAUCCCCAUCACUGCUGGGUGACUUCAUCAGUGUAUCAUAGGGACAAUAUCGGAGCUACCUCAUGGAGCAGGUGUAAGGUUUAGACAACAUAGUGUUAACAUAAAUCUCUCAGAAAAGUGGCCAGCACUUUUCUGAUUAAAGAUACAUUACAGGUUAACCGAUGUUGGUAAGGAACAGCCACCUUCAAAGUGAAGGAAGUGUGGCAAAACAUCCUGUGUAGCAGGUGAGGCAAGGGGUGUGAUGAGAAAUGUGGGCAGGGGGUCAGACCAGGCAGGGGUGUGAAUGCCAGGAUAAGGAUUUAAAAAAAAUUAAGCAAGGAAUGAGAGAUGAGCCAAUGGAUUGGUAGGGCGGGAUUCAGGGGUGGUGAGGAAGGGGCAGCCAUGAGGAAGCUGUGGCAUGACCCGGCAGAGGAGAAGCGGGCGAAGCACCAGAGUUCUUGUUCUUUGUCUUCAAGCAGGCAAGGUAGGGCUUAGUUAGACCUGGGGCGGCAGCCAGGAUAAGUCGUUCUCUGAGAGGGUCCCCGAAGGCGGAUGCCCGGGCAGGCCCGGAGGCUGGUGGCCCUGCGCCACCUGGUGGCUGCAGAAGUUAGGCUGAGCCGGGAGCAAGGGAGACCGCAAAAUCCGGCAUUUUGCUCUGGGAAACUGAGGCGGGGGGCGGCGGGGGUAGGGUGGGGUUUGCGAUCUUUCGAUUGGACUUCGUCCCUAUUCUAACCCCAUUUUACAGAUAGGAUAACCAAGGAGAAGGGAAGGCGAACAAGGCUGGGUAAGGAGUUUCUCAAGCGGAGGGCUUCAAGACAUCAGAAGUCAAGAGCCUGAGAGUUUCUUAAUGGCAUCAAUGGCCUGGAGCUUUAUUUUCUAUUUUGUUGGGCAGCGGGAAAAUGAAAGAGGAGGAAGAGAAACCGUUGUCUUUCCCGCCCACCCGGAGGUAAAAGGCUUUUAAGAGUACCCCGGAAAACAGAGUUUUAUAGAUUCCAUUUGCAUACGAACGUAGUCACCUGGAGUUAAACUCUGGCCCUUUAAUCUCUGGUCCAAUUUGUCCCAAAGCCGCGGAGGAAGUCCCUCGUGAAUACCUCCAAACUCCGCUCCCUCCAAGCCCCGCCCACAGGGUUGGGCUUCAUUGCACGUGCUCACCCAGCUCCUUCGCGAUCCGCCCCUAGGAAAGACUCCUUGUCUAGGUGGGGGGAUACGGGGAGUAGUAGGGUACUUUGAUCUUGGAAAAAUCAAAUAAAGAGAAGUCCCUGAAGUAAUCUUUGUUAAAUUUUCACCAGAAGUUUUUAUCUCGGUUCGUGACAUUGACAGGCGUUGGCCUUCACUUCUCAGGGCUGCUUAUCCUUCUUCCCACCCCUUCAAUUGGUGGGGUCCCGCGUGGCCGGCCUCGCCCGGCGGACUUCAAUUCCCAGCGUGCCCCUCAGGCCCGUGCGUGGCAGCGGCGCGUGACGUCGGGGGAGGGAGCUGGCCAGUGCUGAGGGGGCGCGGCGCGGAGGGGCGCGGAGCCGGGCGGCUCGGGGCCCAGAGAGCGCCGCGGCCGUGAGCCCGCCGGCCCCUGACAGCCCCCUCCCCCCGGCGGACGACCACGACGAGGACGAGGGCGCCGGUCAUGGCGGAGCAGCGAACCGAGCGCGGGCCCUGAGCACCACCGCAUGGAGCGGGACGAACGGCCGCCUAGCGGAGGGGGAGGCGGCGGGGGCUCGGCGGGGUUCCUAGAGCCUCCCGCCGCGCUCCCUCCGCCGCCGCGCAACGGUUUUUGUCAGGAUGAAUUGCCAGAGCUUGACCCGGGCACUAUUUCUGUUCCAGAUGAUCGGGCUGAACAACGAACCUGUCUCAUUUGUGGGGACCGUGCCACAGGAUUGCACUAUGGAAUCAUCUCCUGUGAGGGCUGCAAGGGGUUUUUCAAGCGAAGCAUUUGCAACAAGCGGGUAUAUCGGUGCAGUCGUGACAAGAACUGUGUCAUGUCUCGGAAGCAGAGGAACAGGUGCCAGUACUGCCGCCUGCUCAAAUGCCUCCAGAUGGGGAUGAACCGGAAGGCAAUCAGAGAAGAUGGCAUGCCUGGAGGCCGAAAUAAGAGCAUUGGGCCCGUCCAGAUAUCAGAGGAAGAGAUCGAAAGGAUCAUGUCUGGGCAGGAAUUUGAGGAAGAGGCCAAUCACUGGAGCAACCAUGGUGACAGCGACCACAGUUCCCCUGGGAACAGGGCUUCAGAGAGCAACCAGCCCUCACCAGGCUCCACACUGUCCUCCAGUAGGUCUGUGGAACUAAAUGGAUUCAUGGCAUUCAGGGAGCAGUACAUGGGGAUGUCUGUGCCUCCACACUAUCAAUACAUACCGCACCUUUUUAGCUAUUCCGCCCACUCGCCACUCCUGCCCCCACAAGCUCGCAGCCUGGAUCCCCAGUCAUACAGUCUGAUUCACCAGCUGGUAUCAGCCGAGGACCUGGAGCCACUGGGCACGCCCAUGUUGAUUGAAGAUGGGUACGCUGUGACUCAGGCAGAGCUGUUUGCCCUGCUUUGCCGCCUGGCCGAUGAGCUGCUCUUUAGGCAGAUUGCCUGGAUCAAGAAACUGCCUUUCUUCUGCGAGCUCUCAAUCAAGGAUUACACGUGCCUCCUGAGCUCUACCUGGCAGGAAUUAAUCCUGCUGUCCUCCCUCACCGUUUAUAGCAAACAGAUCUUUGGGGAGCUGGCUGAUGUCACUGCCAAGUACUCACCCUCUGAUGAAGAACUACACAGAUUUAGUGAUGAAGGGAUGGAGGUGAUCGAGCGGCUCAUCUACCUGUAUCACAAGUUCCAUCAGUUAAAGGUCAGCAAUGAGGAGUAUGCUUGCAUGAAAGCAAUUAACUUCUUAAAUCAAGAUAUCAGGGGUCUGACCAGUGCCUCACAGCUGGAACAGUUGAACAAGCGAUAUUGGUACAUUUGCCAGGAUUUCACUGAAUAUAAAUACACACAUCAGCCGAACCGCUUUCCUGACCUCAUGAUGUGCUUACCUGAGAUCCGCUAUAUUGCAGGAAAGAUGGUGAAUGUACCCCUGGAGCAGCUGCCCCUCCUCUUUAAGGUGGUCCUGCAUUCCUGCAAGACGAGUGUGGGCAAGGAAUGACCUGUUCCCAGCACCCCUCCUCAGGCCAGCCACAACGCCUUGGGUGGGGAGGACAGGUUCCAGAAGAAAGAGCCAGAGAGACCAAGAUGGAGGCUGUGGAGCAGUGUUUCCAGUUGCCUCCAUAGCAAGAAGAUUUUUUGUUUGUUUGUCUGUUUUUUUAACCUCAUUUUUCUAUAUAUUUAUUUCACGACAGAGUUGAAUGUAUGGCCUUCAACAUGAUGCACAUGCUUUUGUGUGAAUGCAGCCGAUGCAUUUCCUUGCAGUUUACAGAAUGUGAAGCUGUUUAAUGUUACAGUGUUGUCGUUGUUUAGAGAUAGUUCUUUUGUAUUUUGAGGGAGAGGGUGGGAUGGGGCUGAGAUGAAUAUUUCCAUAAUGUUGACAAAGACGACUACCUCAGUGGAAAGGGAGGGGGGUGACCAUCCAUCCUUUUUCCACAUGUUCUCAGCAGACUCCUACAUUAGUCUGUCAGAGAGCAAACUGCCUUUUUCUAGCCACAGAAUUGCCAGGUAAAGUGAAAGAGCACACCAUAAAGGGGCAAAGUGGUGUUGGGAGGUUUAUUAAGCAAAGUGGGUGAGACAUUGGAAACAGGGCAGGAGAUGAAGAUUUAGCCAUCCCUUUUCUUUGGAAAGCAUGGUAGUUGAAGGAGGAGGUACAGUGACCAAAUCUAAGUUAGAUGUCCUCCCUCCAAACAACUCUUCAGGGAGAAGUGUUUCUGUUCUCACACCAUGCUGUGGGCUCCCCCCACCCCCGCCGUCCAAACCACCACUAUUAGUUUCUGCCACUGUCAACUUUUUAUCUACACAUGGUCCUGGCAGUAAGUUAAUUCUUAGGACUUGUCUACCAGCUCCCUUGGGGCUCACAACUACCUAGUGUCUUUACCUGGAUCUACCAAGGUCUACCUUCCUCAGUCUCCUUGCCUCUCUCUUAUAAAUUUGACUUCCUAUUGGCCCUUUGAAAAAAACAACUGAACAAAAUGUCAUGCUCUGAAUCCUGGUGCCCACUGCUGAUUUAUUCUCCUUUCACCUUGCUUUUUUCAAAGGGUAGUGGGACAAAGGCCAGACUGCUAAAAGAAUAAACAAUCUUCCUUUCCCUGUCUUCCCCUCACCCCAUCCUGUCUCACCCUCAGGACUGAAUCCAAAACCUGCAGUCUUUCCCACAGUGGGAAGGACUAUUCACCCAUCAGCUGAACAGAAGUUUUACCCCUUCAUUCUCCUCCCAAGUUCUCCUAAUCUCUCCAAAAUGAGACCAGGUUUCCUUAGAACAGAAAGUCCAAGUACCGGAGUGGCUCACCUGCCUGUUAGAUUAUCAGUAGCCUGGCUGACCAAGGCCUGGAGGGCUGGAGUCCAAAGCACCUGGAAGGGUGGGGGGAGCUUGAAACUACCUCAUGUUCCUAAGGCCCUGGCUGCCCCCCUCUGCAGAUACGGCCUGGACCUCCUAGUUUUUCACUACGUUCUCUACCUAGUCCUGGGAAAUGUUCCUUACCCUCUUGGCUUUGGCCAGUGGCCACACCAUGUCUGUCUUAGAGCUCUUUCAGGUGCUUUUCCUUUUUCUGCCUUACGACAGCGAUUGUCCCUGCCUGUACCCAGGUACCUCCCACAGCCAGUGCAGCAGACAGACCACUUCAGCUGGGUGCCUCCCUGGGUGGGCUUGAGGGGCCUGCAGCAUUUUGUUUUGCCUGUUUAGUCAAAGGCCGUUUGCUCUCUUCCUAACCCGGCCUAGCAAACUUACCUAGUGGGCCACCACAUCAUGUGCAUACCAGGUAGUCUGUGUCGGAUUACAAUUUUUUCUUUCCAAUGAAAUGUUACGGGUACCAGCAGAGUGAUGACUUUGUCCCUUGAUGGAUCUAAAACUCAGAGCAUUACUUAAUGCCAUUUCCCCAACUGCUCUGAGAAAGAAAAGGAGACACGUUCCUCAGGAAAAGCUCCAACCAGAAUGUUUUUCACAUGUUGAUGGGAAGAUUUUUGCGUGUGUAUCUGUUUAUUUCUAAGUUCACAAUAUUUUUGUUUCCCUGAAUAUUUUAUUUAACCAACUAGAUCACAUUCUUUGGCUACAGGUCAGACUCCGAGCUGCUUUCCUCAAGAUAGGGGAGGAGACACGUAUCAGAGUCCCCUUCUCCAAGACUGCUUCUGUGUGCAGUAUCUUCCUUUGCUUAGAUCUCCAUCUGUCAAAUUAUUAUUAUUUUUUGAAAUUACUUUUCUCUUAAAUUAAGCAUUUUACCGGUUGUGUUGGGUAUCAAAGGAAAUUGCUCUGUGACAAGAGAAUAUGUCUCUCCAAUAAUACAGCAUUAAACAGAGCAAGUUGUUAAUUUGUGGCGUGGGGGAAAGGUUCUGCAAGUUGCCAUUGUAUAAAUCCAUUUUUACAAAUGUUUGCAGCAGAUUCCACAGAACAAAGAGCCCAUUCAUUGCCAAGAGCCCUGCAGAAUCUCUGAGCCAAGUGGCCGUGUGUUCCAAGCUGGAGCCUGACCUGUGGACAGCCUUUAAUGUCUUCUGCACCCAGUCCUUUUAUGACGUGGGCUUUUUUUAAACAGGGUAAAGUGAAUGUGUUGCAUUGCAAACUCAGGUAUUAUGAGGAGAAGGUAGGAGUGUAGCUAGCAGCGUGGAGACAUUAGGUCAGCCACUAGAUGUAUUUGUGAAUUUGGUUUGAAGGACCCAGAGAAAGGUUGGAGGGGGAGGUUUGGUGUGUUUGUUUUUUGCCUUUCUUUCCAUAAUGUUUGGUUAACAGGUAGCCUUUUUGCUAGUGGAAGAAGAAAAAAGUUGCGCAUGUUGUCUCUAAUUCCCCUCUCUUCUGUCCGCUCUCUCAUCCCCUGCUACCAAUUGCACUCACUUUGAGUGAGAGUUUUUCCACCAUAAAAAUAGAACCCUGAAAGCUGUGUGGUAAAGGAGAAUUCUCCCUCCUUGCACUGCAUUGAAACACACAGGCUUUCCCUUUUCUUUCCCUUUAAGUGUUUUCUUGACCCAAGAUAGAAGUUUGGAAUCUUGGAACUUCACCUACAACUUAUGCUCUCUGGGUCCUCUGUAGAAUUUUGGAGUCUUUCACAAGGUUCAGUGGUCUUGCCCUUAAUCUGAAGGAACUCCCCAGAACCUGUCUCAAAGCACUCCACCUAGCUCAGAGGACACCCAGUCCCAUGCUUAACCCAUAAUUGAGGUGGGCAAACCUCCAGGGAUAGAAGGCAGCAUGCAGGAACCUCCUUGUCUUGUUCCCCAGAACUAGAGGAUGGAUAGAGGGAAUCUAAGGGUCUGCACAGCGUUGCUGACAGUUACCUGCUCCACACUGACCUGCCUCUCUCCUGCCACCCCUUUUCGGGGAUGUGAGCACCUGCCAUGGCCAGUAUGUCAUCAGGUCCUUAAAACCCUGGGCUCUCUGAGCUGCCUUGCUCUGCUCCCCAUUUCCUACCUUUGUUCUUGAUUUCCUGGGGAAUGGGACCGAUGGAGACAGAUGGACAAACCCAGCAUGGGCGACAUCUAAGCCAUGCCCAAGGUUGGCCAAAGUAAGGGGACCCUAGCCUCCCAGCAGGGCAGGAAGUUGAGCAGUGGUUCCAAGUCUUUAGCUCUGGACCCCUGGUCUAUGUCUUUUUCCUUGUUGCUUUUUAAAAUUUUACAAUUAUUUUAAGAAAUCCAGUCUUUCAGAUCAGAUCUUUUAUUAAACUUUAUAUUUUUCUUUAUUGAUUUUUUUUAAACAAAAAGCAAAACAAAACAAAAAAAACGAAACAAAAACACCACUGCUCUCCCUUUCCCCAGUUUGAUCCAUGAGAAUCCCCUACACUUCCCUCUGCCUUUGCAGUUGAUCAUUCCUCCCUCUUUCCUCAGCUCGAAGCAUCUAUGUCCAGUGUCUGUGAAAUGAUGUUUUAUCUGUGUCUCAGGAUGAGAAACGGCAAUCAUUCCACCAGGUGCUGGAAACUGAUUAGCCUCGAGGCAAGGGUUUCUAGGGCCACAGCUCAGGGAUGUGUAUUUAAUUACAGGGUCCCCAGAAACCCCUCUCUUGGCUGCCACAAGCAGCAGCUUCUUUUUUGGGCUUGAUACCGGACCUGGACUUCUUCCUCAGAGGCAGGAGCCCCAGAGAACAUGCGGAGUCGAGGAGCACGCCGGGGCUUCCUUCUUGGCUAGACCCGGGCUACCUUGAAACGUGAAGACUUCUGGGUAUCCUGCAACAUGAGCUACAGUGGCCCUGCCUCUACCAGCUCGUAAAAAGCCUGGUCCCUCUGCCCAAUCCAGUGCCCAUCUGGCCUCCCUCUUCUGGGCCUGCAGCCCUAAGGGGAGCACAGCCUGCUCAGGAAUCAAUGGCAGGCUCAAAGGGAAGCUGUGAGUUAGGCCAGAGCUUGCUCCAAGCCCAAGAGAAAAGUGUUACUGGUGGAGGCUGGUCUUCCAAAUCCUGGAGCCAGCCCUGCCAGCCAAAGGAUCAUUUUUGCCCUUUGGUGACCAUUUUAUUUUUCUUUUUCUGAAAUGUCUUAUAAUAGGUAAUAAUGUUGUUGACUCAAAUUUCCAUGAAAAAGAAAAAAAAGUAAAACUACCUCUUGAGUGGCAUCCUGAUCGAUUCCUCUCUGAGGAAUCCUGUGGGAAAAGAACACGGUAGCUCCUGCUCUGUGUACAUGUUUCUGUCGGGAAAGAAACUCUGCCUGCCCUGGGGUGUUGGUGUUUUUGUCUGUGUUGCCAUCCCAGGCUUGUGAUAGGGGCUUGUGGCUGCGUUGUGAUGUCUGGGCCACGUCUGGGGAGUCCCAGCCACCCCCUUGAAGAGGCCACCAUUUCUUUCCUGUGACCCAAGGCACAGGGAGCACCACCUCUUACAACCCCACCUUUAGGGGCUGUGGUAGCACAUGCAUCAGUGAACAUAUCCUUGGGCUACCUACCCUCGGCCCACUUCUACCCACAGUCCUGUGUAGGAAUCGCGUAAAUGGGAUGUCUCUGAGCCCUUGUCCCCAAAGGGCCGGCCAAGGGCUGCCCGCCAGCCUGGCAUCAUCAGCCCUGCAUGACCAAAUGAUAGCUGGUGGGCUCUGCAGGCUACCCAGGCCCUCUGCUACCUCCCACCCUGCCAGCUGGCAAGGGAUGGGCCCUUUUCUGUGAAUUGACUACCUGUGGAAAUGUGACCAAUUAGUGUGAAAUGCAUGUUUAGCAAAUGUUAGGUACUGUAUUUGAACCAAUAAAUGUGAAUCCUU